This is a messenger RNA of Onychomys torridus (southern grasshopper mouse), 3272 nucleotides long. RefSeq names its product tRNA mitochondrial 2-thiouridylase (gene Trmu). Gene Ontology annotation, molecular function: sulfurtransferase activity. Gene Ontology annotation, biological process: tRNA wobble position uridine thiolation. Bases 75 to 1328 code for a protein of 417 amino acids. Gene Ontology annotation, cellular component: mitochondrion. The record is from RefSeq and is a predicted model, not a curated record. The transcript is spliced from 11 exons. Lineage: Eukaryota; Metazoa; Chordata; Mammalia; Rodentia; Cricetidae.
CCCCGGAGGGCGGGACUUCCGGCGUAGCGUAGACGCGCCCAGAAGGCUGCUGGUAGGAGUUGCCGUGUAGGCAGAUGUCGGCGCUGCGGCACGUCGUGUGCGCCCUGUCUGGCGGGGUGGACAGCGCGGUGGCUGCGCUGCUGUUGCGGCGGAGAGGUUACCAAGUGACAGGGGUGUUUAUGAAGAACUGGGACUCGCUGGAUGAACACGGCGUUUGUGCUGCUGACAAGGACUGUGAAGAUGCGUAUAAAGUUUGUCAGGUCUUAGACAUCCCUUUCCACCAGGUGUCCUAUGUGAAGGAGUAUUGGAAUGAUGUGUUCAGUGACUUUUUGAAUGAGUAUGAGAAAGGAAGGACUCCCAACCCUGACAUCAUCUGCAAUAAGCAUAUCAAGUUCAGUUGCUUCUAUCAUUAUGCCGUGGACAAUCUUGGAGCAGAUGCUGUUGCCACUGGCCACUAUGCAAGGACCUCACUGGAGGAUGAGGAGGUCUUCGAGCAGAAGCACACUAAGAGACCAGAUGGGCUGUUCAGAAACCGAUUUGAAGUCAGAAAUCCCGUAAAACUUCUCCAAGCAGCUGACAGCUUUAAAGACCAGACCUUCUUUCUCAGCCAGGUUUCCCAGGAUGCCCUGAGAAGAACCAUCUUCCCCCUGGGGGAAUUAACAAAAGAUUUUGUAAGGAAAAUCGCUGCAGAGAAUAGACUGCAUCAUGUGCUUCAGAAGAAGGAGAGCAUGGGCAUCUGCUUCAUUGGCAAAAGAAACUUCGAGCAUUUCAUUCUUCAGUAUUUGCAGCCUCGGCCUGGAAAGUUUGUUUCUAUCGAGGAUAAUACAGUUCUGGGAACACAUAAAGGUUGGUUCCUGUAUACUUUGGGCCAGAGAGCUAAGAUCAGCGGCUUGAAAGAGCCCUGGUACGUGGUGGAGAAGGAUGGCAUCAAGGGUGACGUGCUUGUGGCUCCCCAGGUAGACCACCCAGCUUUGUACAGGGACCUGCUUAGGACCAACCGUGUACACUGGAUUGCUGAGGAACCACCUGCUGCCUUGGUCAGAGACAAGAUGAUGGAGUGCCAUUUCCGAUUCCGCCACCAGAUGGCACUAGUGCCCUGUGUGCUGACACUCAACCAGGAUGGCACUGUGUGGGUCACAGCUGUGAAGGCUCUGCGGGGCCUUGCCCUGGGACAGUUUGCUGUGUUCUACAAGGGGGGUGAGUGUCUCGGCAGUGGGAAAAUCCUGCGGUUAGGGCCGUCUGCCUACACACUCCAGAAGGGCAAGAAUAGAACCAGAGUGACUCCCGAGGUCUCCAGUGACAGCCCAGGCCUGCACCCUACAUCCUGACAAAGGCCAAGCUGUUGGGAGGAAGCAUUAGAGAAGUCUGGGGCAGACGGUCAGUGAUGGGCUAGGUGCUGCCAGAAUCAGUGGUCUGGCUGGCUGGCUGCAGAGCCACCUGAGGAGGGAGUGUCUGUGCCGGGGCUCCAGUAUACCAGAAGCAUUGGCUGGCUGUGGGUCUGCCUCGAGGGCCCUGAUGGAGCCGCUCUGCCACAGUGUAGUGCAUGGAGGCUGCACAGGAUCAGCGUUAAAUAAAACUGUCCAAUAGUCUGACCACUGUGUCUGGGGCUUGCUGGAGGCCUGAGUGGGCUGCUGUGGCUGUCUUCCUUACACGGAGCCUGAACAGCAGGCAUGGGGAGCCUCCGUGUGGCGCAGCAGGCAUGGAGCCCUGUCCCCUCCCUAGGGCCUGAGCUCUCUCCAAAAGGAAGGCUGAGUUAUCUGAGGCCUCUCCUUGUCUGAAAAUGUGUGUGAGCUAACCCUUUCCCUGGCAGUGCCCACACCAGGUGGAAGCCAGUGUUUUCCUGUAAGCUUGGCACUGGGUUGAAGUGCACAAGCAUGUGUGAGGAAAUAAUACAUUGGAAGACAGCCUUUAGUGGGGAGGUGUGCAUGGGUUACAGGCCUGGGCUGGGGUCGGGACCUGUGGGCCAUAGGGAAAGGUGCCCACUACUUCUCUGCUCCCAGUUUCCCCAAGGGUAGCACCACUGAGCAGCUGUGUGAGAUAAUACAGGGGUUAAAGUCUGGGAAACUCACCUUUUUGGACAGGAAUCAAGAUAAAGGCCCUAAGGGGUGAGGGUUAGAUACAGCACUGUCAGGAAACAGUGCCUGGAGCCAACCAGGCCCAGGCUCAAGGAACUCAAGAUGCCACUGGAGUUCUCAAAGCCAAGAGAAAGAUGACUGGUGGAAUCUCAAAGUCAUUAGACGUGUGCAGCACCAGAGGGUAGAACACCAGUCCACUGUCUAGGAGAUGAGGGGAUGCAGAGCAGUCGGUACAAGGAGGAACCAGACUGUGAGACUGAAGAUCACACUGAACUGUCCGAAGCUUACCAGAGAGCAGCAUGGGUCAGGAGAGAAUGAGCAGCACCAUGACUACCAUGUCUGCUCAGAUCUGCAGAACAAGAGAGGUUGGGGACCAGUGGGGCAUCAGAGCAGCAGCAGAGGGUCUGACAAGUCACUACAGUGCCAGGAGGAGGCAGAUGCAGAAAACCAGACUGAAAGGACAGUGAAGUUCCCGAACUGGAGACUGCAACAAGGUAGGAUGGCUCAGUGGUUAGAAGUGCUGGCUGUGCAGUCCUGAGGACCAGAGCUUCGACUCAGCACCCACAUAAGCUGUGUGGCCUGCACAUGCCUGUAACCCCAUCUCUGAAAGGAGACAGGACUAGUGGGGCUUGCUGGCUUCCAGUUUAGCUGAAAAACAAACCACAAACCCCAGAUUCAGGAAGAGACUCUGCCUCAUGGGGGGCAAGUGAUAGAAGACACUGGAUGCCCUUUUCUGGUCUCUGUACACAAACACACUGCCCCCCCCCCCCCCACACACACACCUUUUUUAGAUGUUCCCUGUCUGGAAAGAUGAUGGCUCAGUGGUGAAGAGCACUGGCAGAGACAUCCAUACACACAGAACAAAUCUUUCUAAAUUCUUAAAUUCCCAAAUUUGAUAGAGACACAGACUGAAGAAUUGGAAAACUUGGGCGAGUCCAUCCAUGUCAUGGCAGGCCUGCACAUGAAUGGAAAACUAUGACAAUACUCCAUGGGCCUGUCUGCCACCCGCAUCCCACUAGAGACCUGAGGCUGUCUUCAGGAGUCCCUCCCAUGUCACUUUAGGGAGCAGGGUCAGUGGGGACAGGAAACACCCAGCACAACAUGGGUACAAAUCCAACAAUUUUAAUUUAUUCUAGAUGCGUCUCACCUGUGUGGUCAUCCAGUGCUGAACAGUAAUAAAUACACCUGUUAAAAACC